This is a messenger RNA of Heterostelium album PN500, 465 nucleotides long. Its product is annotated as EPS15 domain-containing protein. Gene Ontology annotation, molecular function: protein binding. The record is from RefSeq and is a predicted model, not a curated record. Gene Ontology annotation, biological process: endosomal transport; endocytosis. Lineage: Eukaryota; Evosea; Eumycetozoa; Acytosteliales; Acytosteliaceae. The coding region runs from base 1 to 465 and encodes 154 amino acids. The transcript has 3 exons. Gene Ontology annotation, cellular component: plasma membrane; cytoplasm.
AUGAGAGUGGAAUCACAAGUUCCACCUGUACAAAGAACUUAUUAUGAAGAGUUAUUUAAAUCGGCGGAUUUAGAUAGAGACGGUGAGAUUGGUGUUACAGAUGCAGCUUUCUUUAGGAAAUCAAUGUUACCGAAUGAAACGCUCGGUGAGAUUUGGAUGCUUUCAGAUGUUAAGAAUGGCAAGUUGGAUAUCGAUGACUUUAUCGUUGCGCUAAAGUUGAUUUCUUUGGCUCAGUUGGGUGCACCUAUAUCGCUCGACAGCAUCAGAAUGAUGCCAGUCGUACCACCACCGAAACUGCAAGAGGUGGCACCGAUGCCAUUCGACUGGGUGCAACAUUGGAAUACCGUCACCCAAGGUGCCAGAGUGGUUGAUUCCACCGGCCGAGCGAAUCAUCCACGAGGACACAUUCAACAAGAAUCAACAGAACGGCAAAGUCAGUGGAAUGCAAGCAAAGUUGAUCUUUGA